AUGGCCGCGCCCGGUGGGCGCCUCCUCGGUGCUCCCCGCUCGGCGAGCCCUGCGCACCGCAGGACGCUGGCGCUCGACAUGCGCCGCAUCGCCGGUCUGCUGCGGGAGUCCCCGGCGCCCGCCGCGCUGGCCGCGGAUAGCAGCAUGAACAACUCCAGGUGCAGCACCCCGCACAGCGCCUGGGAGCCUGCCGACCGCAACGGCGUGUCGCUCGGCUCCGCUGGGCCGUCGCCCGUCGCUGCGUCGCGCCUCGUCGGGAACAACCAGGCGGUGGCCGUGCUGAACGAGAAGCUCAACCAGGUGGUGCAGAGGCUCCAGCAGCAGUUCGAGGGUGACAGGCGCCGGCUGCACCAGGUCGAGCGCAGGCUGGAGGCCAGCGCCGACGACCGCGCGCGGCACGGCGAGCAGCGGGAGCGUUGGGCCGAGCUGCAGGGCAAGGUGGACGGUCUGAUCGAGGAGACGCAGUCGCUCACGCGGCGGGUGGAGGGCCUCGACGAGCGGCUCUGGGCCCGCACCAGCGGGUCCGACGGCUCGAAGCAGCGCGGCCGCGAGCUGGAGCAGCAGGUGCAGUCCCUGGAGCAGCACGUGCGCCUGGCGGCCGCCACCAGCGAGGAGGCGUCCAAGCGGCAGGCCGCCAAGCUCCGGCGCGCGGAGCACGCCGCGGAGGAGUCCGUCCGGCGUUUGGCCAGGCUCGAGGAGGAGGUGCGCGGCGGGAUGGCUGCCGUGCAGCGCGACCGCUUCUUGGAGACACGGCUGAGCACCCUGGAGCAGCAGCAGGACCAGCUGGAUGAGGUGGUCCAAUCCCUCCAGGCCCAGAUCGACGAGGGCAUGGCCGGCUUCGCGGGCCUGGGCGGCGGCGGCGGCGAGGUCGAGGGCGAGGCGGGGCGCCAGGUGGACGAUGUGCUCCGCGCGGUGGAGAAGAGCCACUCCGAGCUGGAGAAGAAGGUGAUGAAGCAGGUGGAGGAGCAGGCCGCCUUCCGCGUGAAGGUCGACCACCAGCUCUCCCGCGUGAACGCCCUCGCCGACCGGCUGGAGACGGCACACGAGCCGGCGCUGGAGUCGCUGCGGGCCGAGAUGGCCAGCCAGCGGUGCCAGGACCGCCAGCUCGCCGACGGGGACACCGCUACCCUGCGCCGCCAGCUCCAGGAGUCUACCGACGGCAUGGAGGACGCCCUGGCCGAGGUGCGCGAGGGCCUGCGCGAGCUGCGGGACCUCCCCCGGCACGAGGGCGACGGCAGCGCGCUGCGGGGCCUCUGGGACCGCCUCGCGGACCUGGAGCAGCGGGCGGCGUCGCUGGAGAUCUCCGGGUCGCCGGAGGAGGCCGUGUCCGUGGGCGCCGCGGCCGGCGGCGCGGCCGACGAGGCCGGCGGCGCGGGCGCGGCGGAGGCGGCGGCGGCCGCCGCGAGCGAGCUCGAGGAGGUGCGGUCGCGCCUGGACUGGCUCGAGGAGCAGGGCGCGGCGCGCGCGCUGGAGAGGCCGGAGGCGCGGCACGCGUCGGAGGCCCAGGACAAGAUGUGCAAGGUGCUGGAACGAUUGAGCUGCUUGGAGCAGCAAGCUCCGCGCGGCGAGGUCGUCGGCAGGCUGCAGCAGCAGCUGCAGCAGCUGCAGGACGAGGUCGCGCGGCGCCUCGCCCAGGAUUCGGGCGGCUCCCGCUCCGCGGCGGAGGCCGAGGCGAGGGUGGGCGCCGUUUCGCAGCAGGUGGCCCUCCUGGCGGCACGGCUCUCCGAGGUGGAGGGCGGACUGGACUUCGCCCGGGAGGCCGUGGACGCCUCUGGCAUAUCGGAGGCGGGCGGCGUCAGGCUGCCGCUGCGGCCAGGGGCUCCGGCGGGCGCUGCCGCCGCCAGCGCGGAGAUUCAGGACAGGCUCUGUCACGUCGCCGAGCACCUCGAGGCCGAGCAGUCGGAGCUCCACGACCUCCGCCAGCGCCUGGAGACGGUGGAGCGGCAGCUCGCAGAGGGCAAGCAGGAGGCGCCGCGCGCGCCGGGCGCUGGCGCCAGCGUCGAGGCGAAGCUGCAGGAAGAGCUGGAGGCGCUCUGCGAGCGGCUGCGCGGGCUGGAGGAGGGCGCCGAGCUCGAGGGGGGGCUGGGGGCGCUCGCGAGGCGGGUGCUGUCGCUGGAGGAGGGCGCCGAGCCCACGGCCGGACUGGAGGCGCUGUCGGAGCAGCUCGGCGCGCUGAAGGGCGAGCUGGCGGCGCUGUCAAAGCGGCAGGGCGCGCAGGAGGAGGGCGCCGUGCCCAAGAGCGAGCUGGAGGCGCUCUCGGGGCGGCUGUCGUCGCUGGAGGGCGCGGGGUUCCCUCGGGACCUCAGCGAGCUGCGCGGGGAGGUCUCGCGGCUGGCCGGGCAGGUCCAAGGUUUGCAGGGCACAGCCGCGUCGAAGGAGCCCUCCGACGAGCUGCGGUCCGAGCUGGACGAGGUGAAGGGCAAGCUGGAGCAGCUCGAGGAGGCCCUCGACUCGAAGGUCGGCAGUGUCAGGGACGAGACGUCAGAGGCGAAGGCGACGGCUGCCGAGCUGUCUGGCAAGGUCUCUGAGAUGCAGGAGGAUGUCAAGAGACUCGCGGCGCAGCCCUGGAAGGAUGCCCUCGACGAGCCCAAGGCCAAGCUAGAGCACCUCGAGGAGCAGCUCGGCGCGCUGAAGGGCGAGCUGGCGGCGCUGUCAAAACGGCAAGGCUCGCUGGAGGAGGGCGCGGAGCCCAAGGCCAUGCUGGACGCGCUGUCGGGGCAGCUCGGCGCGCUGAAGGGCGAGCUGGCGGCGCUGUCCGAGCGGCAGGGCGUGCUGGAGGAGGGCGCGGGGCCCAAGGGCGAGCUGGAGGCGCUCUCGCGGCGGCUAUCCAGCUGCCUGCGGCAGGAGGGCGCCGAGCCCACGGCCAGGCUGGAGGCGCUGUCGGAGCAGCUCGGCGCGCUGAAGGGCGAGCUGGCGGCGCUGUCCAAGCGGCAGGGCGCGCUGGAGGAGGGCGCGGGGCCCAAGGGCGAGCUGGAGGCGCUCUCGGGGCGGCUGACGUCGCUGGAGGGCGCGGGGGCCUCCCGGGACCUCGGCGAGCUGCGCGGGGAGGUCUCGCGGCUGGCCGGGCAGGUCCAGGAGCUGCGGCACGAGGUGAGGGGCAAGCUGGAGCAGCUGGAGGGGGAGGCGUCGGGGGCGAAGGCUGCGGCCGCGGAGCUGGCAGGCAGGGUCUCCGAGGUGCAGGAGGGCGUCAAGAAGCUCGCGGCGCAGCCCUGCAAGGAGGUCCUGGACGGGCAGCAGGAGGCCCUGGAGGGCCUCCGCGGCAGGCUCAGCGGGCUCGAGGCCGGCGGCGCGCCCAUCGGUGCCUUGCGCGAGAGCCUGCAGGGUCACGCGGAGGAGAUCGAGGCGGUGCGAGGGCGGCUGGAGGCCGUGGAGAAGCAGGGCCUCUCUGAGCUCGUCGAAGAGCUGAGGGGCGCUCACGGAGAGCUCAAGGAGAGCGUCGACUCCGCCUCAGUCAGGGUGAGGGGCGAGCUGGAGGCUCUGUGCAGGCGUCUGGACGACCUUCCGGCGGCCGCGGCGUCGCUGAAGGUGCCCGAAAGCGGCGUCGAGGGGGGCGCGGCGCAAGAGCGACGUGCGGCCGAGGCGGAGGCCAAGCUGGCCGCUAGGAUUCAGGCCGUCGAGGAGCAGCUGGUGUCCCGCCCGGCGCCCGCUGGCGAUGCCAAGGCAACAGAGGAGGCGAGGGCGGACGUGCAGGAGAAGGUGUCCGACCUCACCCUGCAACUGGCGCGGGAGCUGGAGGAGCUGGCCAGGCACGGGGAGGAGCUGCGGGGGGCCGCCAGCAGCGCCGCCGCCGCCGGGAGGGCCGCGACCCCCCGGGACGAGGGCGACGAAACGCUGCGGCCCCAGGACGUCGGCGCCAGCACGCCCCGCCAGGCCGCCCUGGACUCGCUGGCCGCGGAGGUGGCAGAGGCGGGCAGGAGGGCCCGGGCUGCCGAGGCCGCCCUCGAGGGGCUCCGGCGGGAGCUGGACCAGGUGCGCGGUGCCUCGCCCAAGGUUGGCAUCGGCAUCGGCAUCGGCGGCGGCACCGACGACCUCCGCGGCCGCAUGGACCUCCUCGACAGGCAGGUCGGUGAGCUCCGCGCGCAGCUGCGGGACGCUGCGGCGCCGCCGGGGCGCGGCGGCUCUCGCGGCAGGAGCCCCGUCGGGGAGGAGCCCCUGGACUUCUCGCUCACUGGGGCCGAGCAGGGGCGGGGCGCCGAGCCCCUGGACUUCUCGCUCACCGCGGCGAGCGAGCAGGUGCGCGCCGCCCCCCCGGGGGAGGAGCCGCUGGACUUCUCGCUCACCGGCGCGAGCGAGCAGGUCCGCGGCGCCGCCGAGCCGCUGGACUACUCGCUCACCGGCGCGAGCGACCGCCCCGCGGGCCUCGGCGAGGGCCCGAGCCUCGCGGCGGCCGAGGCCCCCCGGACGCCCAGCGGCUCCGCCGCCGAGGGCGCGGCCUCGGGCGGCGGCGCCCGAGGCCCAGCUCUGGCCAGCGUGCUCGGGUCUGGCUACCUGAUUGCGGUGGAGACCCAGAAGGCGGAGCACCGCUCGGACCUGGGCUGCCUGCUGGCGACGCUGGGGUUGGUGCCUGCCCAAGCCUCGUACCUCCACGGCAAGGCGAUCCGUCUUGCGCCCAAGGAGUGUGGAUACCUCGCCUCGGUCAUCGUGGACGGCCAGUGGUCGCAGCGCCGCAAGUACCUGGGCGGCUACGCCUCGGACGACAAGUGCUUGCUGUGCGGCGGCGUUGGCACGCUGCUGCACAGGGUUGAGCUCGUGGAGGUGGAGUGCCUGCUGGAGCGCGUGCUGUGGCCUGCGCCCCGCGGCAUCAUCAAGCCGCCUCGGCCUCCUGGGCUCAGCUGGCUGGGCCAAGACGUAGGCGGCAUGCUGCCGUCGGGCGACGUGUACCUGGACGGCUCCGCCUACGAGGGCGACUUCCAGCAGUACACAAGCGUCGGCUGGGCUGCGGUGGUGCUGCAGGAGGACGCGGACGCCUUCCGCACUGGCAUCUCGGGCACGCUGUGCGAGCCCUUCGCCGACAUCAACGGCGGCGAGCUGGCCGCGCUCAUCGGCACGCUGCGCCAUGCCGUGCCGCCCGUCAGGGCCAUCGUCGACUCCGACUUCGUGUUCAAGGUUGUGCUGGAGCACGGGCCGCUGCUCACGACGCGCUGGGGCUACGCUUGGGCCCACAUCUGGCGCGAGCUCUGGCGGCUUGUCGAGGACUUCGGGGGGAUAGGGCCGCAUGGCCUGACCCUCAAGAAGGUCCCUGCGCAUGUUCCGCGACGCCGAGUGACCGACGACGGCGUCAUCACCGCUCGCGACUGGAUCGGCAACUGCAUCGCUGACCAGGCCGCGAAGUGCGCGGCCGAGCGCGCGAGGAUUGCGCCCGAGGACCGACAACGCCUGCUGUCGGCACGGGAGCUGGUCGAGGGCGUGGCCAUGUGGGUCUCAGCUGUUGGGGCAGCCGUGGGCGGGGACGACACCACCCACCGCGCGGCGAAGCCCAACAAGGCGGCCCCGCGAGCAGCGCUGCAGCCAGCGACUGCCAGGCUAGGCUGCGACCUCCGUGGGCCGCUUGGGGCGCGAUGGUGCAGCAGGUGUCGCUGGCUGGAGCGCGCCAGCGAGUGCCCUGGCUCGAUUGUGACGUCCGCCCUGGACCACAAUAGGAGGCUGCGGGCACAGGGCGCGCUGGCGCACGUGAUCGCGAAGGUCGAGCCGCAGGUCGAGGCCCAGCUGCAACGUGAGAUGCCGCUGCUGGCCUGCCUCGUCUGCGGAGCCACGAGUUCGGCGAGGAGCUCGUCCUUCGCCCGUGCCUGCGGGGAGCCUGGGGCAAAGGGCAAGCUGGUGAUUGGCCGGCUCGCCAAGGGCUUCGCGCCAGGCGCCGCAGGCCGUGUGGCCGUCAAGAUCGUGCAGCUCGGCGACCACGGCUCCGCGGACGACGAUGCGGAGCGCGUCGGCGGCGUCCUGGACCAGCUCGCCGCGAGCGCGCAGAGCCGCCUCGGGGAGUCCAUGGUGAGCCAGUCCGGCAAUGAGGUCAGCGUCGGCGCCGAUUACAGCGUGGAGGACUCCACCGAGCUCGAGAAGUGCGACUACUUCGAGGCCGUCGAGCCGAGCAGCAGGAGAGGCUCCCCCGCCGCGUCCCCGGCGGGCGCCGGCGGCGCGCCGGGCGCCGGCCUCGGAGGGCGGCCCGGGCCCGCGGAGCUCGAGCCCGCGGGCCUGGCGCCCGCGGCCGAGGCGCCGAGGUCUGCGGCCUCGACGGGCGCCGUCGUCCGCCACGGCCCCGAGGUGCCUUCUGCUCACGAGACCUCCAAGUCGCCGACCAGCGAGGCGGCCGGGCCACCCGCCGGGAGCGCCGGAUCGGCGGCGGCGGGGGCCGCGGCCGCGGCCGCGGACGACUACGAGGACGAGUCCUUCGCCGACGACAUGUCCAUCCCAGAGUCGAUCCCCUCAGGUGGCUCUGGUGAGGGGUCCGGCAGCGACGAGGCCUGAGCGGGUCGCGACCACCGCGAAAGUCAACCGAGGCACGCCGACAUUCUCGCGCACGAGAGCCCAGGCCCUCCCGCGUCGGUCAACGCCUCCCCGCUUCCGCUUCCAGGCAAAGCCAGGCCAGACCACUCGCCGCCUCGUCGCGCCGUCCGACCGCUGCGGGCCACCCCGCGGGCACUCUGGCAUCGCCCGGCUCCCGUCGGGAGGCGAGGGCGGCCAGAAGCGAAGCAGGUCGGUGUGCCUCUUCUUCACGCCUCGGCGGCGGGCGAGGAGGAGCAGGCCUUCUCCGAGGGCGGCGUGGCUUCUCAGAAGUCUUCGCGCCCUUUGAGAAGCAGCCUGUGUCCUCGGGGGGAGCUCCGGAAGCUCCUCGGAGGGCCGAUGACCUCCGAGCCUUCUGGGAAGGCGGCCCGCCCUCUCUCGUCUCCCCCCUGGCUGGGCGCGCCGCCUGACGCCUCCCC
Prorocentrum cordatum is the source of this 6917-nucleotide messenger RNA. NCBI's taxonomy places the organism in Eukaryota, Dinophyceae, Prorocentrales, Prorocentraceae. The record is from the annotation of a GenBank genome assembly.